AUGAGCCCGCUGCCCCACCUGGGCAUUGUCAAUGAGAUAACUGUCCCGCCAGACAGCCACAGCACAGUGUGGGUGGUUUGGUGUUUUGUUCUUUUCUUGUGUGGUUUUUUUGAUGGGUUUGGGGUUGGUUUGUUUACUGCAGCUGCAGUUUUACUGGCAGAAUGCUCAGCGGGUUCCUGGUGUGGUGUGUGCGCCAGGAUUCUCUGCAGCGUUACCACCACAUUUGCACAGGCGUUAGCGGCUCCUGCACGAGAAUUCCCCCAGUUUGAGUGUGUAAAUCACCGCGGCUGCUCCGGCAGAGUUCUCACCUCUCCUCCGUGCUCUCUGGCAGAUCUGAUGCCUUCCUUUAUCCGCCACGGUCCGACCAUUCCACGACGAACCGAUAUCUGCCCUCCCGACUCCGCAUCCUCUGCCUACGCGCCCGGCGGCGAUGGGAUCGUGUCCCGCAACCAGAGCUUCCUCCGAACUGCGGUGCAGAGGCCGCCCCACGAGAUAAUGAGGCGAGAAAGCAACAGACUGUCCGCACCUUCCUACCUGGCCAGGGGCUUGGCAGAGGUGCCCAGGGAAUACGGCUCCUCCUCGCAGUCCUUCCUGGCAGAAGCCGCCCCCGGGCUGGAGAACGGCGACGCCGGAGCCCGCGGCUAUUACUACGAUCAUUUCUACGAUGCCCAGAGGAGACGCCUGCACGAGGACUACAGGUAUUACGAGCACAGCAGCGAUCUUUUCCAGAGGAUGUCCCAGAAUCAUGGGAGGCACACUUCAGGCAUCGGGCGAGUUGCUGCUACAUCUUUAGGAAACCUAACAAAUCAUAGUUCUGAAGAUUUACCUCUUCCUCCUGGCUGGUCAGUGGACUGGACCAUCAGAGGAAGGAAAUACUACAUCGAUCACAACACCAACACCACCCACUGGAGCCACCCCCUGGAGCGGGAGGGGCUCCCGCCGGGCUGGGAGCGGGUGGAGUCGGCCGAGUUCGGCGUUUACUACGUGGAUCACAUCAACAAAAGGGCUCAGUACAAACACCCCUGUGCUCCCAGCGUGCCCCGUUACGAUCAGCCGCCCCCCGUGUCCUACCAGCCGCAGCCCCCGGAGAGGAGCCAACCCCUGCUGGUCCCUGCCAACCCCUACCACAGUGCUGAGAUCCCCGACUGGCUGCAGGUCUAUGCCAGGGCUCCUGUCAAGUACGACCACAUCCUGAAGUGGGAGCUGUUCCAGCUGGCCGACCUGGACACGUACCAGGGCAUGCUGAAGCUGCUGUUCAUGAAGGAGCUGGAGCGCAUCGUGAAGCUCUACGAGGCGUUCCGGCAGGCGCUGCUCUCGGAGCUGGAGCAGCGGCAGCAGCGGCAGCAGUGGUACGCGCAGCACAACUACUGAGCCGGCCCCCUCACACACACAAACUCUGAAAGAAAAGUGCUUUUGGUGAAAAGGCAGCUUAUUUUUGUUGACGUUGCACCUUUGUUAUUAUCCUCUUGAAUAUUUUUCUACAUGUAUUAUGUGUUGUUUAUAAAAAGUGGGAAUUGUUCGUUAAUCUUUUUUUGUUGUUGUUGUUGCCGGGAGUAGUUUGUUAUCCUGAGAAACCAGCAUGGGUCCCCCGAGCCCCGAUCUCUUCCCCACGGUCAGCUGCAGUAUUAAAAGCUGGCUGUGUAUUUUUUAAGGGCAAUAGAUGCAACUGUCACGUCCUGGCUUCCAAACGUUGUCCAAAUGCAGAUGCCUGUCGAGGGCGUUUCCCUGGGGAUUUGGGAUUCCUCUCCUGAGAGAGCUCUGCUCUUUGUUUACAGCUUUAAUGUACAGAACCAGCCCCGGGCCUGCUCAGUCACACCAGGAGCCGAUUUCACCCCUCGGAGCCCGAGUUGCCUUAUUUUUUACUUUAGCUCAUUAGCACUCCAGAUUUACUCCUCGUUUUCACACAGAUUACUCAGAGGGGGAACACUUGUACCUUCCUAAAGACCAAGAUCCCUAAGCAGAGUGGUUUUGAUCCUGCAUUUCCCAAAACCUGACCCGCUGCAGUGGAAAGGCAGCAGCAUUGUCUGACCCACUGUGCCACCCCAGGGGGAAAAUCAGGGAUGUAACAGCAAUUACUGGUUUUUUUGUUUGGUUUUGGUUUUUUUUUUAAUGAGCUUUUGUCUUAAAGCUCCUCACUUGGGGAAAAUCUUUAAUUGUGCAGUUACCCUCUCCAGUAAUUUCAUUUGGUUCAUUAAUUUUCCUGAUACGUUAUUUAUAGGUUCUUUUCAGUGCAAUAAACACUGCAGACAAAAAAAGUACAUUUCUUGUAAAUCCUGUUCAUUCAAUAAAAAUCAUUUUGUUCGAUGAACAGAGGGUUUGUGUGACUGAUUUGUGGGUUUUAGAACUUCAAAUGAACCGCUCUUACCAGCAGUAAAAGCCCCUUGGGAUGCUUGAGAUGCUCAAAGCUCUUGGUGGCACCACACUCUGGCUCUGUCAGUGGAUAAAUGACCCUCAAAACACCAACUCUGAAAUCCCAAAUCAAACCAAACACGUAAAAAAACCCAGAGGAGAAACCUUUGCCUAGAUAAUAAAUAAAUUUUCCCUGCAGAACCAACUUCUUAGGAACCAAAAGCAAACUUUAAUAGUCCUGACAAUAAAAGAAUAGAACUGUACCACACGUUCUAUGCACUAUCAUGGAUAAAUAUGUACAGAAAUACAGAGAAACUUCCUCCAGCACGGCUACAAAGUGACACUUUGUGCAGACAAACAAACGGUUCCU
Molecule: messenger RNA, 2719 nt
Organism: Lonchura striata (white-rumped munia)
Lineage: Eukaryota; Metazoa; Chordata; Aves; Passeriformes; Estrildidae
Source: RefSeq, a predicted model, not a curated record